Messenger RNA from Lichtheimia ornata, 513 nucleotides. RefSeq lists its product as uncharacterized. The coding region runs from base 1 to 513 and encodes 170 amino acids. The transcript is spliced from 2 exons. The record is from RefSeq and is a predicted model, not a curated record. NCBI's taxonomy places the organism in Eukaryota, Fungi, Mucoromycota, Mucoromycetes, Mucorales, Lichtheimiaceae.
AUGACUUCCACCAACGAUCCCAACUAUAACAACGACGACGACCUUAUUCGUCUACUCGAGUUACAACGACGCGAAUACCAACGCUUUUAUGAAGGCGGUGAGACCUUUGACCUUGACGAUAUCGAUCGUGAAGAAGAAGACCGUCAUCGUGGUCUUAAACGUCCUCCUGUACCCGACAUGCGCUUCGAGCCUCAAUUCAAUAAUACCAUUGCAGCAUUACAAAAGAGUGGGGCAUCGCCAACCAAAAUCUUUGUCCAUGGUGUCAUUAUCAACCAGUUUAUUAUGCCUUUCAUCAAUGGUUUUAGCUGGUGUCUUGCGUCACAUCUUUGGCAGUGGUGGCGUGUACGAUCCAAGUUACCCCGUCCAGCAUCAUCAUCAUCAUCAUCAUCAUCUUUUCUAAGAGGACUCAAGUAUGGUAUCGCGAAAUGGUUUAGAAAUGCUUAUGCAACGUUUGUGCAUCUUCCCGCUUUGACCACCGAGCCUGCUGCCGCUUAUCAACAACACAGUUAUUAA